This is a messenger RNA of Colius striatus (speckled mousebird), 3103 nucleotides long. RefSeq names its product transglutaminase 2 (gene TGM2). Gene Ontology annotation, molecular function: protein-glutamine gamma-glutamyltransferase activity. Lineage: Eukaryota; Metazoa; Chordata; Aves; Coliiformes; Coliidae. The record is from RefSeq and is a predicted model, not a curated record. The transcript has 13 exons. The coding region runs from base 389 to 2458 and encodes 689 amino acids. Gene Ontology annotation, biological process: peptide cross-linking.
CCCUUCUUUUUCCCCCCCUCGUGGCAACCGGCAGAUUUCCAGCCCGGCCCGGGAGGCUGCGUGCGGGGCGGGGGCUGCGGGGCCGGGCGGGGGCUGCGUGCGGGGCCGGGCGGCAUUUGAGCCCCCGGCAGCUCCUUGCUUCUUAUUUUUUCCUAUUUUUUUUCGUGUUUGGGGGCGGUUGUUUGGAAUAGGUGGGACGAAACCACUCCGAAACCACUCAGUUUCCUGGAAACUGUGUUUUCCCUGCCUUUGCCUGCGCCGUGCCGGGCGCGGGGGUGUGCGCGGCGGCGGGCGCUAUAAAUGCAGCGAGCGGCGGGGCCGGGCGGCGGGUGCUGACGGGCGGCUCUAUCGGCAUCAGGACACGGACCCCGACCCCGUGCAGGGCACCAUGGCCGAAGAUCUGGUGCUGGAGACGUGGGACCUGGAGUGCGAGCGCAAUGGGCGUGAGCACCGGACGGCAGAGCUGGGCUGCCAGCAGCUGGUGGUGCGGCGGGGACAGCCCUUCACCAUCACCCUGCGCUUCUCAGGCAGGGGCUACGACGAGGGGGUGGACAAACUGGCCUUCAACGUAGAGACAGGGCCCUGUCCCAUCGAGGCGUCAGGAACCAGAUCCCACUUUGCUGUGACUGACUUCCCCGAGGAGUCGGGCUGGAGUGCGGUGCUGCAGCAACAGGACGGCGACUCCCUGUCCGUGUCCCUCUGCUCCCCGGCCAGCGCCCGCGUCGGCCGCUACAGCCUGACACUGGAGACCUCCACAGGCUACCAGGGCACCAGCUGCCACAUCGGGCACUUCGUUCUGCUCUUCAACCCCUGGCACCCAGAGGACACGGUUUUCCUCCGAGAUGAGGACGAGCGCUCUGAGUACGUGCUGUCGCAGCAGGGGCUCAUCUACCAGGGCACCCGCGACUACAUCACCUCCACCCCCUGGAACUUCGGCCAGUUCGAGGAUGACAUCUUGUCCAUCUGCCUCAACCUCCUGGACACAAGCCCCAAAUUCUUGAGGGACCAGAACCAGGACUGCUCACGCCGCAAUGACCCCGUGUACAUCGGCAGGGUGGUGAGCGCCAUGGUUAACUGUAACGACGAGGACCGGGGGGUGCUGGCGGGGCGGUGGGACAACCAGUACGAAGAUGGGAUGAGCCCCAUGGCCUGGAUUGGGAGCGUAGAUAUCCUGAAGAGGUGGAAGAAGUUUGGGUGCCAGCCAGUCAAGUAUGGCCAGUGCUGGGUGUUUGCUGCCGUGGCGUGUACCGUCAUGCGGUGCCUGGGCAUCCCCAGCCGCGUCGUGACCAACUACAACUCGGCCCACGACACCAACGGCAACCUGGUCAUCGACCGCUACCUGAACGAGAGCGGGGCGCAGGACCAGCGCUCCAGGGACAUGAUCUGGAACUUCCACUGCUGGGUGGAAUCCUGGAUGGCCCGUCCAGACCUGGCACCCGGCUACGAUGGGUGGCAGGUGCUGGACCCGACACCCCAGGAGAAGAGCGAAGGGGUUUUCUGCUGCGGACCAGCUCCCGUCAGAGCCAUCAAGGAGGGUGACCUGCAGCUCAAGUAUGACACCCCCUUCGUCUUCGCGGAGGUGAAUGCUGACGUGGUGUACUGGGUGGUGCAGAGUGACGGGACGCAGAAGAAGAGCACCCACUCCUCGGUCGUGGGCAAGAACAUCAGCACCAAGAGCGUGGGCAGGGACAGCAGGGAGGACAUCACCCACACCUACAAGUACCCGGAGGGGUCUGAAAAAGAGAGAGAAGUGUUUGCGAAGGCAGAGCACGAGACAAGCUCCCUGAGGGAGGAGGAUGAGGGGCUGCACCUCAAGAUCAAGCUGUCGGAGGGUGCAAACAACGGCUGCGACUUCGACGUGUUCGCUGUCAUCACCAACAGCACGGCCGCGGAGCAUGUGUGCAGGCUGCGGCUGUGCGCCCGCACCGCCAGCUACAGCGGCACCGUGGGGCCCCAGUGCGGCAUGAAGGACCUGCUCAACCUCACCCUUGAGCCAGGGGCAGAGAAACGCGUGCCCCUGCGCAUCCUGUAUGAGAAGUAUGGGGAGAGCCUGACCCAAGACAACCUCAUCAAGGUGGUGGCUCUGCUGACUGACUACCAGACUGGGGAUAUCGUGGUGGCCAUCAGGGACAUCUACAUCAAGAAUCCAGAGAUCAGGAUCAGGAUUUUAGGGGAGCCGAUGCAGAAGCGGAAGCUGGUGGCAGAGAUCAGCCUGGUGAACCCCCUCAUGGUGCCCCUGAACAACUGCCUCUUCGUGGUGGAGGGUGCCGGCCUCACCGAGGGGCAGCAGAUCAAGGAGCUCGAGGAGCCCGUGGAGCCGCAGGCGGAGGCCAAGGUCCGUCUGGAGCUGGUGCCGCGCCAGGCCGGGCUGCGCAAGCUGAUGGUGGCCUUUGAGAGCGACAGGUUGCCGGGGGUGAAGGGCUACCGCAACGUCAUCAUCGCCCCGCAGCCCAAGUGAGCGGCCCCCCGCCACACACGCCCGCCCUGCUCGGGGCUCGCCGGCCCCCACUCGCUUCAGUCCCGGAUGGUGCCAGGGGAGCACGGAAGAACGACUGCCAGAGCCCGACCCGGCGGCCGUGGGGCCUGGGAGCUGCGGCCAGAGAAGCGACGGGAGAGGGGCUGGGGGCAGCCGGGGGGUCCCUGCAGCAGCUGCUGGCUUCGGUGCCAGGCUGAAGCGUCCCUCUUGUGCCUGUACCCCAGCCUGGGACCCCUGGAGCCCCCGAGCCCUGCAGCAGCAGCCCCCUCCUCUCCCUGCAGCGCUGACUGGCAGAUCCCGUACACCAAAGAGCAGAGCGACCUUCCCCAGCACUGGCUGCGCCCCAGCCCUGCACACGCUGCCCUACAGCUCUCUGAAUGCAAUUUGGUAGAUAAGAGAUCAUACACUGUGAGCACGAGGCUGUUUAUAUGCUAUAUACAUACACAACAAACCUAUUUAUGGCUCUAUAAACACACACUGCAUCUAACCCUGCUGCACAGGUCAGGCAGGGACUCGCUGUAACCACCAGCCCAGGCGCUGCAGACCGUGCAGUGAGGGAUGGGGCCUUGCCUCCAUGCAAAUUAACUAUGCAAGCACUGAAUAAAAACUCUGUUUUUCACUUUUCAA